AUGCGCACGGCAGCGCGCUGGUUCAAGAACCGUAGGAUCCCGCUUCAAACUGAAGACAUCCUCAUCUAUGGUGCACUGGCGUCCUUUGCGAUCAUGACUGCGCUCUACCUCGCCACGAUUCCAACCCUUUUCGACUCUAUAGCUAUCAAAGCGGGUCUCAUGAAGCCAUAUGCCAGUCUCGAAAACGAUCUCGUCGUGAUGCUGCAUGAAUUUUUUUUUGGUCCAGUUUUUCUUCUGGCUGACGUUGUGGAUGGUCAAGUGGAGUCUGAUGUUUAUGGUCAUCCCCAUGCGCGUGCUCUGGAGUUUGAGAAUCUCGCUUGCGGAAAAGUUUAG
Molecule: messenger RNA, 333 nt
Organism: Trichoderma gamsii
Lineage: Eukaryota; Fungi; Ascomycota; Sordariomycetes; Hypocreales; Hypocreaceae
Exons: 2
Coding region: 1-333 (110 amino acids)
Source: RefSeq, a predicted model, not a curated record